GAAUUUUAUCAAUAAACAUAACAGCAAGCAAACAGUGGAAUAUUGGAGCUACAGACUACAGACAUUCUGGGGAAGCACACGACCUUGAUUUAUUACACACACUGCAGUGAACUAAUGUGUUGUUUUCAUUCCAUACUGCUCAAGCAUUCUUGCCUGAGUUUUAUAGGCUUUUUUCUGGAGUAUAGAUGUAAUGUUGAAUGAUACAUGUUUUGUUCUAGUAGGUCAAGUGAUGUAUUGAAUUAAUACGAGAUAUCCUUCAACGAUAUUGCAUUUACAUUAUGUCUGGGAUGGUUUAGUAAUAUCCUCAGAUGUGAGGAGUACGGCGAGUUAGAAUGUAAUGACGUAACGAUUGGGAGAUAUAUCCAGUGAAUGUGGUUUUGUUUGUUGGACAGUUUGUUUUGAGACAUAUUUCUAGAAAUCUAAAACUGUAUCGAAAAUAUAAGAAGGUCACCAAUUCAAGAAAUGGCGUCAGUGAAAGAGGGGUAAAUUAUUCUGCGGAGGGCAACCACGGGUUGAAAAACGAGCGAUGGAAGCCGAAGUGGAGCUAAGGUCAAAACACACAAAUGAAUGUCAACAAAGACCCAGAGAUGUGAAAUCGAUAAUCGAUGAAAGAAACCUGUUGCACACAAACCGGAUUUCCGGUGACAAUCGUGGACCAGCGCGUUAUUCAACUGUUGAAGAGAUUGAAGAACCUGAAGAGUUCGGGAAGUGUGCAGAAUGCGUUAAAGCUGUGCCCAUUUUCGAAUAUGAUGAUAUUGAUGUUGGAGAUCAUAUUACAAUUUCAGGAACAGUGUAUGAUCACCACGCAAUUGUGACACAAAAGCUUGGUACAAACCAGAUCAAUAUCAUUGAAGCAACGAAUACACCUGCAGGGGCAAGUUCUGGGUCUUUUUUCGGGGGGAAAGCUUUUAUCGAGGAAACUGAGAAGACGCUAGAUUUCGCAAACGAUAGAAUUAAUGUUGUUGUUUAUCAAAAUCGCAAGUUUACAAAGACAGAGGUAGCAGAACGGGCAAGAGAAUAUUAUCAAAAUCAAAAACAAACACGCAAUUUCAGCUACAAUGUUUUUCGAAAUAACUGUGAACAUUUUGCGACGUAUUGCGUUACCGACAAGCCAUUCAGCAUACAAGUAGUGAAAGUUCGGAUGGUGCUGAAACUUUUUCUAAGCAGUGGUUUUCGUGGAAUAAGCGAUGAAAGAAUGUGCAAUGCCAAACUGUUCGAAAACCACUUCAUAUGUAGUAGUUGUAAUGAGAUGAACAAAGGUCUCCUGAGCGUGAGCGUCAAACCAAUAUUGUCAGCAGAUGACGUAAAAAUUGGUGACGUCAUCAGAUAUACGUAUUACCUUUUACACCACGAGGCAGUCGUUUUGAAAAUGAAGGGCGUUGAUAGAUCAUCAGUCAAAGUCAGCAUUGCGCAUUACGCUUUUCGCGGAUUUCUUACGUACAGAAAGAUAAUUGAAGAAGCGAUAACCAUACGGUUCGACGGCAGUUGCAGUGUACUGCAAUACCAGCCACCGCGAUACGAGGUGUUUUCCCCGGAAGAAGUUGUUGAGAGGGCUAAAUCCCGUAUUGGCGAACAGCGUUUUGUCUUCCUUUCUAAUGAUUCAAGUCAUUUCUCGCGCUGGUGUAAGCUGCCACGAAAACGGAGUCAAUCAAGAGCACAAUUAACCGAUAUUCUGGAGUGAUCACUCGAUCAUUAAUUUCGAUCACACUUGUAAGGAUAAGAUACGUUCGGAUAUAUGUAUAAAAUAAUGUGCUGUAAAUUGAAUGUCAUAAUGAGUGCUAUAUAAACUGGCCAUUACUAAGAAUUAAAUGUGUACUGGCACAUGUUUUGUUUUAGUGUUGGACUUUGAUGAACGACAGCAGUAUAUCAAAUUUUACGUACAUUAUUAUGUAUACUAUGAAGUUCUUAAAAGGAGAUAUAGUCGAACCCCGUUGGCUCGAACUACCUCGCGCCUCGAGGAAUCCGAACCAAGCAGGAAUGCUUUCCUUCUGUAUUUAGAAAUCGGUCCUUGACAUAUAGUUCGAGCCAACAAGAAAAUCGAGCCAAACGAGUUCGAGCCAACGAGGUUCGACUCAUGUUAUUUCUGCUUCUUUGCAUUUAAACAAGAUAAGGUACAUGCAUUCAAACGACAGGAACAAUGAUUAAAAACAAUUAUCGCGAUUUAAAAUUUAGUAGAUAUUGCCUGUUUUAGCACUACGGGACACGAUGUGACUCCAAGCAGGAACUUAAUAUAAUUUGCUUUUACAUUCUAAAUAUAUUGUGUUUAAGCUGUUGUCUGUGUUACAAACAGUGUAUGACCUCUAUAUAUAAAUGACUGGUCAUCACCCUUUCAUUCUUCCAUACAGAAUUAUUGGCUCUCGAAAUGAAGAAAAAUACUCACCAGCUCCACCCCGCUGAAGAUAAGUGUUAUGUAAUGUAUUGUAUUGUACAUAUGUUUGUAGUAGCACCCUGGUCAUUAUUCUAUGGGGGAUGGGGUCAUUAUUAAAUUGUUUCACCGGCGCAACUUAGGCUUUCUGGUGUGGUUUAAUUUGCUAUCAUUAUAUAGACAUCAGGUUCAAUGAUGGUAAUAGAAUAUAUGUAGGCAAGCCAAGCCCGAUGCAAAAUACUGACAUGUUUAUACCCAGUUACUAGUGGAAUUUAAAUGAUUGCUGAAUUAAAAUCAAUCAAUGCUUUCUUUUGUCUGAAAUAUCACAGUAAGCUCAAAAUAGAGCCAUUUAAAGUUAUGUUCCAAUUAAAUGCUCGUUUACCCACGUAUUGUGUUACUUGAAAAGGUUUUGGUUAAUGGUUCAGAAUUUGUUAUCUGAAUAAAGUCUUUGAAAUUUG
Mya arenaria is the source of this 2823-nucleotide messenger RNA. RefSeq lists its product as uncharacterized. The transcript has 2 exons. Gene Ontology annotation, cellular component: cytoplasm. NCBI's taxonomy places the organism in Eukaryota, Metazoa, Mollusca, Bivalvia, Myida, Myidae. Gene Ontology annotation, biological process: N-acylphosphatidylethanolamine metabolic process. The record is from RefSeq and is a predicted model, not a curated record. The coding region runs from base 527 to 1681 and encodes 384 amino acids. Gene Ontology annotation, molecular function: A2-type glycerophospholipase activity; glycerophospholipid phospholipase A1 activity.